UAUUUUUUAUGGUCAAGAGUUAAGACUGUUAUCUACUGAAGCUACUUCAUCCCCUCCGGCGAGAAAUGCAGAGCCCUUCCCUUCUAUCUCCGGCGACUACUCCCUCUUCAUGGCCUUGUAUUUACACCUUCCGUAGAUUCUAUGGUACCUUUCAGAAUCAAAAUCCGAAUCAAAAUCGCUCUAAAAGCCUCGUCUUUUCAUCAUCUACACUUUCCCCUUUUCCACAUCGUUCUGGAAUUACACAUGGAAUCGUCCCUCCUUCCCGCAGUACUGUAUUUCCAUUCAUUUUAGGUGUGCAUGAGAUUGCUCAAACCAGUGAGGAAGAAUCUGAAUUCAUUGAAACUGGGUAUAUUUCUGGUGUUCAUGGACUUCAAGGGGAAGUUCGGGUAAAACCCAAGACUGAUUUUCAUGAACUCCGUUUUUCCACGCCAGGGAAAAGAUGGUUAAGGCAACAAGUUUUAGGGAAAGCGAAAAUUCAAGAAGUAAAUCUCUUAGAGGGCAGGGGAAGUCAAAACAAUUGGAUUGUCAAAUUCAAUGAUGUUGAUACAGUAGACCAGGCUCACCUUCUUGUUGGGUCAACUUUGCUUGUGAGGGAGGAAGACAAACCACAAUUGGAGGAUGGCGAAUUUUACUCUCGUGAUCUUGUUGGAAUGAGGGUUCUCCUUAAGGAAACUGGCGAGGCUGUGGGAACCGUGGUUAAUGUGUACAACACUGGAGCAAACGACCUGUUGCAUGUUAUGCUGGAUUUACCGGGAGGACAAACGUCAGUUGAGGGUGCUUCCGGUCCUCUUGUUUUGGUACCAUUUGUAGAAGCAAUUGUCCCUAUUGUGGACACCGACAAAAAAGAAAUGAUGAUUACUCCUCCAAAGGGACUUCUCGAGUUGAAUAUACGAACUGUUGACAAAUCCAAAAAAGAAAGGCGUCAGCUUGAAUGGAAAGAGAGGAAACAGCUUCAGCAGCGUCUAAUAGCAGCCAAAAAGAAAUUGUGUUCUAUGGAGCAACAACAUGUAUUUCACGGGCUUCGAUAUGGAGAGAAGUCUCAAAGGAGCUUACUUGCAGAUCAGAUUGUUAGUUUGCGUUCCAAUUUACUUUUGCAUGCAUUGCCUUCAAAGAGAUGGAACUUAGACAAGUUUGUCAAGUUAUUUUUAGCUAGACAGAGGAAAAACACAUUGAGAAUAUCGAAACAGAACCUUUCUCAUCCUGAAAAAGAAGGCGCGGUUUCAAGGUUUCAAGACAAGGGUCAAUUUCUUACAUAUGAAGGAAAAGUUGCUACUAUUCUACUUGUGGAUGAACGGGAAGGCAAGGGAAGCGGUUUUGGACAAGAUUCCAUUGAUGGAGCAGAAGAAUCUACAUCGUUGUUAGUGGAAAAAUUCUUUCAAGAGUAUCAGUGCUUUGAAAAGGAAGAAGGCAAUGCUUCUGUGCCAUUAAUUUUGAUUUGCCCUACACAUAUGAUUGAUCCUCUAAAGCAAUUGUUCCUUGAUCAUGACCACUUUACAUUUGAUAGUGAGAAGGUUUGGUUCCUAGAAGCCGAGAAAUUACCUGUUAUUAGUGGUAACUCGAUAGAAGAACCAAACAAGAACAAGAUUUUGAUGAAGUCACCCUGGGAAAUUCUCCAAACUCCGGUUGGGUCUGGAGGACUUGUAAGCCUACUUUCAUCAGUCAACAUUCUCGAGAAUCUUACAUCAAUGGGAGUAGAGUACAUUAAGGUUUGCAAUUUAUGGGAAGGAAAUGCUGGUGGGGAUGUGUUGGUGGGGUUGGUUAGUUCCUCGGAAGCCAAUAUUGGCAUAGGAAUCUCCUCGAAGGACAUGAAGAAUCUGGAGGAAAGAGUUGAAAUGGUUUUCUCAAUGGAGUUUAUAAAGAAGUUGGUACAACAAGGGAUUAAAGAUCUUCGGUUCGAUCUGAUCCCGAAACAACACCCAUGUGUUGAGCUGGUGGAAAAAGAGUGGGUUGAUGUUGUUCCUUCUUCACCAAACUCUUAUGAGGUUCAUUGUUCUAUUUACAGUUAUGUGUAUGCUUCUGAUCCUGAUAGGGUCUGUAUUUUGGAGGUUAUUGACUGAUGUUUUAAAAUAUUCUCUUCAUGAAUGGUGAUAAAUGGAAUUUUGGAUGAUUUAUUAUUCAAUAUGUAAGUUAAUUUGAA
Messenger RNA from Impatiens glandulifera, 2137 nucleotides. RefSeq lists its product as uncharacterized. The coding region runs from base 66 to 2057 and encodes 663 amino acids. Gene Ontology annotation, biological process: UDP-N-acetylglucosamine biosynthetic process; rRNA processing. The transcript is spliced from 10 exons. The record is from RefSeq and is a predicted model, not a curated record. Gene Ontology annotation, cellular component: ribosome. Gene Ontology annotation, molecular function: ribosome binding; UDP-N-acetylglucosamine diphosphorylase activity. Lineage: Eukaryota; Viridiplantae; Streptophyta; Magnoliopsida; Ericales; Balsaminaceae.